UUUAUUGAUAAUUAAUUUGUUUUAUUUUUAGGAUCCACCAUGUUUUUGAAGUCCAUCGAUGCUUCCUCACAUGUCAAAAAUGCGGCAUACUUAUGUGAGGCUAUUGAGGAAGUUAUAGAUGAGGUGGGGGAAGAAAAUGUGGUGCAAGUGGUGACGGAUAAUGCAGCAAGUUAUGUUGCUGCAGGAAAACUUUUGAUGGAGAGGCACCCAAAAAUCUUUUGGUCUCCAUGUGCGGCCCAUUGCCUUGACCUCAUGCUGGAGGAUAUAGGUAAGCUUGGAUGGGUGAAAGAAUGCGUUGAAAGGGCCAAGAAUAUAUGCAAAUUUAUUUACAAUCAUGCAUUGGUCCUUAGCAUUAUGAGGCAAUACACGGGGGAAAGGGAGUUGGCUCGUCCUGGUAUAACGAGAUUUGCCUCAAAUUUCCUCACAUUGAAAUCCUUGUUAAAAUCAAAGGCAUCUUUGAGGCGCAUGUUUGUUGGUGAGGAGUGGACUUCCUCAUCCUAUGCUACGACCACUGCAGGGAUGGAUGUAGUAGAUUGCAUUUUUGAUGAGCCAGGUUUUUGGAUCCCUUGUGCAGAGAUCGUGCAGGUCACUGAGCCCCUAGUAGUUCUCCUACGAGUUGUUGAUGGGGAGAAGCCCGCUAUGGGCUACAUAUAUGAGGGCAUGGAUAGGGCCAAGGAGGCCAUUAGAUCCAUAUAUGCUGGAGUUGAGGAUAAGUAUAGGCCCAUUUGGGACAUAAUUGAUAGAAGAUGGCAUAACCAACUUCAUAGGCCCAUCCAUGCAGCAGCUUAUUACCUCAAUCCAUCAUUUCGUUUCCGUGUUGAUUUCAAAGCGGAUGAGGAGGUUCUUAGCGGGCUAUAUUCAAUAGUACAACGGAUGGUCACUGAUACCACAGCUACACUUCUUGAGAUGGAUGCAUUUAAUAAUGCAUCAGGGGCAAUCUUUGCCAGCCAAUUGUGCAAAGAGGGUCGGACAAAAUUGCAGCCAGGUAGAAAAUUCUAAAGUUUAUGACAUGCAUUUUAAUUUUUCAUUUUAUAAUCUACCUUUAAAGUUGGAAAUGAGACUAAUGUUUUUUUCUUUUCCUUAUCUCAGAUAGAUGGUGGCAAAUGUUUGGGCCUUCAACCCCAAACCUUCAAAAAAUUGCCAUCCGCAUAUUGAGCCAGCCGUGCAGCGCUUCUGGAUGUGAGCGCAACUGGAGCAUGU
This is a messenger RNA of Cryptomeria japonica (Japanese cedar), 1200 nucleotides long. RefSeq lists its product as uncharacterized. NCBI's taxonomy places the organism in Eukaryota, Viridiplantae, Streptophyta, Pinopsida, Cupressales, Cupressaceae. Bases 40 to 999 code for a protein of 319 amino acids. The transcript has 3 exons. The record is from RefSeq and is a predicted model, not a curated record.